CCUUUUCGUCAGGGGCUAAUCGCUAUCUUGUGUUGCCUUCAUUUUCUACCAUUUUCAAUUAUCCCAUCAUAUCAAAUUUGAUUUUCUUUUGUCUUUUUUUGAUAUUUUGGAUUCAUCAUUGUACGUGCGAAAUAGCAAAGAGCUUUGGGUUCAAUAGUCAUGGUUCUCCUUGAACUGUGAAUUUUGUAGAUUUCAGAGUAACAACAUUCUGGUUGCUACUUUCUCCAUGGCUGCUACUCCUUCUUCUACAUACCCUUUCGGAGUUCCUUUCCACUCCCUGGGUAGAAGAGUGGAUUGCUCAACCUCCCUGUUCCCCCUCCACGUCGAACUCUCUACAAUUUCUGUGUCCCCUCGUUCUACUUCGAAGGGAUUAGUUGAUCGAGUAUGUGCACAGCUAGAUAGUGAUGAUUACUACUGGGAGAAAGUUCCAACACCCAUUCUUGAUAAUGUUGAAAACCCUCUUUGCUUGAAGAACUUAUCUAUUAAGGAACUGAAACAACUAGCAGUUGAAAUCCGUUCAGAUUUGUCUUCUAUUAUGUUACGUACACAAAUAUCAGCUAAAGCAAGUAUGGCAGUGGUGGAACUGACAGUUGCAAUACAUUAUGUUUUCAAUGCUCCAGUAGACAGAAUAUUGUGGGAUGUUGGGGAUCAAACAUAUGCACAUAAGAUUCUUACAGGAAGGCGAUCUCUCAUGACAACAGUGAAAAGAAAGAACGGUCUUUCUGGUUUUACUUCCCGAUUUGAGAGUGAAUAUGAUGCAUUUGGUGCAGGUCAUGGAUGCAACAGUAUUUCUGCUGGACUUGGUAUGGCAGUUGCCCGGGAUAUUAAGGGCAGGCAAGAACGUGUAGUUGCAGUUAUCAGCAAUUGGACUACUAUGGCUGGUCAGGCAUAUGAGGCAAUGAGCAAUGCAGGAUACUUAGACUCAAAUAUGGUUGUGAUUUUGAAUGAUAGUCGUCACUCUUUACUUCCAAAAAUUGAGGAGGGCCCAAAGACAUCUGUCAAUGCCCUAUCUAGUACCCUGAGCAAGCUCCAGUCCAGUAAAUCUUUCCGAAGAUUUAGAGAAGCUGCCAAGGGUGUUACUAAACGAAUUGGUAUGCAUGAGUUGGCAGCUAAAGUUGAUGAAUAUGCUCGUGGUAUGAUAGGUCCUCAAGGUUCUACUCUUUUUGAGGAGCUUGGGUUGUACUACAUAGGCCCAGUGGAUGGACACAAUAUUGAGGAUCUAAUAUGUGUUCUGCAAGAAGUUGCUUCCCUGGAUUCAAUGGGACCCGUCUUGGUACAUGUGAUAACUGAUGAAAAUCAGGGAGAUGAAAACAAUCAGAAAAGUCACAUAACAGAUAGGCAACAAGAUGGUGGCAUUUCUUUUGAUCCUUUUAAAUAUGAUUCGUCAGAUAAUGUUGUUCGGCCUCAAACAUAUGGCGAUUGCUUUGUGGAGACUUUGGUUGCAGAAGCAGAGAAAGACAAAGAUAUUGUGGUUGUUCAUGCUGGAAUAGCGAUGGAGUCAUCCCUUGAAUUGUUUCAGGGGAAAUUUCCAGAUAGGAUUUUUGAUGUGGGAAUGGCCGAGCAACAUGCAGUCACCUUUGCUUCUGGUUUGGCAUGUGGUGGAUUGAAGCCAUUUUGCAUUAUACCUUCUUCCUUUCUGCAAAGAGCCUAUGAUCAGGUGAUACACGAUGUUGAUCAACAGAGAAUUCCAGUGCGCUUUGUCAUUACAAGUGCAGGAUUGGUAGGUUCUGAUGGUCCCCUCCAAUGUGGAGCAUUUGAUAUAACCUUUAUGUCAUGCUUACCAAACAUGAUUGUCAUGGCACCAUCUGAUGAGGUUGAACUCACCCACAUGGUAGCUACUGCUACUCGUAUCAACGAUCAACCAGUCUGCUUUCGCUAUCCAAGGGGUGCCCUGGUUGGGAAAGGCUACACUGGAGGAGAUGGAGUCCCCAUCAAGAUUGGGAGAGGAAGAGUUCUUGUUGAGGGUAAAGAUGUUGCUUUCCUAGGGUACGGAUCGAUGGUUCAGAACUGCCUAAAGGCUCAUUCACUCCUUGCAAAACUUGGCAUUGAGGUGACUGUUGCUGAUGCAAGGUUCUGCAAGCCCCUUGACAUCAAACUUCUGAGGCAGCUGUGUAAACAUCACUCUUUUCUAAUCACUGUCGAGGAAGGAUCUAUUGGAGGAUUUGGUUCCCAUGUUGCCGAGUUUAUUGCAGUUAAUGGACUGCUGGAUGGAAGAAUUAAGUGGCGACCAAUUGUCUUACCUGACAGAUAUAUUGAACAUGCAUCACCAAAUGAACAGCUUGACCAAGCGGGGUUGAGUGGACACCAUAUUGCUGCCACUGCACUGAGUUUGCUCGGCCGUACACGGGAAGCUCUGCAGUUUAUGUGUUCCUCCUGACUUGUUAUUUGAUUCUAGCCCUGCCCUUUUUCAAAUUCCAUGAAUUGAAGUUGGAUAACUUCGUUUUGGAAGGGAAACAGGACAGAAAAGAUGUCAAGAAUGCCGUUUUUUUUUUGUAUAGAGUGUAACUGAUGUUAAAUAGUGAAAAGGUAAUUAAUGGCAGUUUUUGUUUUUUGACGUCUAACAGUGUAAAUUGUUGAGAACGUGAAUUUUGGAUGCGGUAGUUUUAGUUUGGAAGUGUAAGAUAAGAAUGUCAUUGUGUUCGAGUGUUGUGAAUGGGCAUUUUGGAUGCAAUAGUUUUAGAUUUGUUCCACAAAA
This is a messenger RNA of Vigna unguiculata (cowpea), 2695 nucleotides long. It is a transcript of the gene DXPS3, whose product is annotated as 1-deoxy-D-xylulose 5-phosphate synthase 3. Gene Ontology annotation, biological process: terpenoid biosynthetic process. The record is from RefSeq and is a predicted model, not a curated record. Gene Ontology annotation, molecular function: 1-deoxy-D-xylulose-5-phosphate synthase activity. Lineage: Eukaryota; Viridiplantae; Streptophyta; Magnoliopsida; Fabales; Fabaceae.